AUCAUUGGCCAUAUCAAUAAAUAAAUUUUCGUUAUUUUUCUUUACUCGUCGUCGUCGUCAUUCGUGUAUUGAAGAUUAUUUAUAAUGAUAUACCACUAAAUUAUUGCCGCUGUAUUGAUUAAAAUAAUCAUCGUUUAUCAAAUGAUUAAAAUUCCACACUUUUUACUUUUUGUUUUGGCUUGAUGGUAAUGUUAAAUUCCAGUGAAUCAUCAUUGAAAAAAGUAUUUUUCUUCCAAUCAAUCAUCAAUAUUUUUUUUAUAGUGUAUCUAUCAAUGAUCAGCAGAUAUAUUUGUCGUUGUAAUGGUUUUCCAUUGAUAAAUGGUCAUCAUUAUACAAAUAAUAAAAUGUUUAUAAUGGAAAAGCAGAAAAUAUUCCUGUUUUUAAUUGCUGCUGGUGCUAUAUUCAUAUUAUUACAACAAAAUUCACAAAUUUCAUCAACAGUAAAUAAUCAUUUUGUUUUAAAUAAUCCUAAUAACAUAUCAUCUUGUAAUAAUUCAACAUUGAAUCAUAUUAAAAAUCAAAGUAAUAAUAAUGAUGAAUCAAAAUGGUCGUAUAACAAAAUUGUUGAACAAUUAUCCAAAACAUUUGGAUCAUCGAAUUCGAAUUCAAAGAAUAAAACUAAUGAUGAAAAACAAUUGGAAAAACAGAAAAAACAUGAACAAAAUAUGCGUGCAAUUCGUCAUAAAUAUAAUUUUAUUGAAAAAUUUAAAAUAUUCAAUGGUAAUGAUCAACAACGUGUGCUGAUUUUGGGUUAUUUUCGUUCCGGUUCAUCAUUUAUUGGUGAUCUAUUACAACAAAAUUGGAAAAGUUUUUAUACAUUUGAACCAUUACAUUAUAUGUCAAGACAAUUACGUAUCGAUAAUAAUAAUCAAACUGAUGCUAUUGAUUUGAUUAAUGGAAUUUAUCAAUGUAAUUUUUCUAAUUAUAAUUCUGCCAUACAAUAUAAUCAAUGGAUACAUAAUCAUACAUUUCUUGUUAGAUGGAAUCGUUUUUUCUGGAAUAUUUGUAAAUUUCGUACAAUGUCUAUUUGUUAUGAUAAUGAAUUUAUGGGUGAUGUUUGUCGUCGUUCACGUUAUAAUAUAAUUAAAACAGUACGAUUACGUUUACAAGAUAUUGAAUCAUUAUAUAAACGAUUAGAAGAUGAAAAAAUUAAAAAUCUUAAAGUAAUUUAUCUAGUUCGUGAUCCACGUGGUAUUUAUAAUUCACGUAAAUCAAUGGAAUGGUGUAAUCAAGAUCAAUGUAAAAAUCUAACAAAUAUUUGUAAUGAUAUGAGAGAAGAUCUAAAUGAUUAUGAUCGUUUAAAAUCGAAAUUGAAUAAUAAUCUAUUGCUUAUACGUUAUGAAGAUAUAUCUGCAAAUCCAUUCAAUGAAACACGAAAACUUUUUCAUGAUAUUAAUCUAGAAUUUUCACAAUAUAUACAAAGAUUUCUGCGUACACAUACAACAAAUAGUACUGCGAAUCAUCAACAUCCACAACAUAAUCGUCAUCGUGGUACUGAUAAAGAUAAAGAUAAAGAUAAAAAAAAUCCCUAUUCAACAUAUCGAUUAAAUUCAACAUCAACAGCAUGGCAAUGGACAAAACAAUUAAAUCAAAGUGAAUUACAGCUGGCUGAACAAGUUUGUAAUGAUAUUAUUGAACGUUUAAAUUAUAAUAAAAUAUUACAAUCGAUUCAACAAGAAAAUUCAACUCAAAUUAAUUAGUGACAUUUCAAAUAAUCGUGAUGAUGAUUUGACUAGAUGAAAUUUUCAUCAUCUAAUGUGAUAUCGACAAAUAUAUAUUUUUUUUGCAUUUUUUCUCUUGU
Molecule: messenger RNA, 1801 nt
Organism: Dermatophagoides pteronyssinus (European house dust mite)
Lineage: Eukaryota; Metazoa; Arthropoda; Arachnida; Sarcoptiformes; Pyroglyphidae
Product: carbohydrate sulfotransferase 1-like
Biological process (GO): sulfur compound metabolic process; N-acetylglucosamine metabolic process
Molecular function (GO): N-acetylglucosamine 6-O-sulfotransferase activity
Source: RefSeq, a predicted model, not a curated record